Messenger RNA from Alternaria burnsii, 1458 nucleotides. RefSeq names its product mfs general substrate transporter. Gene Ontology annotation, cellular component: membrane. The record is from RefSeq and is a predicted model, not a curated record. The transcript is spliced from 3 exons. Gene Ontology annotation, molecular function: transmembrane transporter activity. The coding region runs from base 1 to 1458 and encodes 485 amino acids. Gene Ontology annotation, biological process: transmembrane transport. Lineage: Eukaryota; Fungi; Ascomycota; Dothideomycetes; Pleosporales; Pleosporaceae.
AUGACUCAUACCACCACCAAAGACGGGUCCGCCGACCACAUCGAGCACCUCGAAAAGGGUCUCGCCACACCAUCAACCUCAUCCGACACAAUUGACUUAAAGCUCGCAACCAAGCUGCGCCAUCGAGUCGACUGGCGUUUAAUCCCAGCCCUAGGCGCCAUGUAUGGUAUCAGUCUCAUGGAUCGCAAGAACGUAAGCAACGCUGCAAUUGCUGGCAUGCUUUCCGACCUGCGCAUGAGUCGUGGAUACGGAUACAACCUUGUCAACCUGUGCUUCUUCAUCACAUACGUCCUAUGCCAGCCGUUUAUGAUCAUCGUAUGCCGCAAAGUCGGGCCGCGGCUGUUCUUGCCUGGUAUCUGCGUUGCGUGGGGUGCGGUCAUUGUUGGUUUUGGGUUCACGAAUAAUUGGCAGAGUCUUGUUCCGUUGAGGUUGGUGCUGGGGUUGCUUGAGAGUGGAUAUUUUCCUGGUUGUCUUUACCUUUUGUCAUGCUGGUACACGAAGUUUGAGGUCGCAAAGCGCUACAGCGUUUUCUACUUCGUUGGUAGUAUUGCAUCGGCAAUGAGCGGUAUUCUUGCAUAUGGGCUACAGCAGAUGGAAGGUGUCCAGGGAAUCCGUGGAUGGCGGUGGAUCUUCAUCAUGGAAGGUGUGAUUACAAUCGGCGUCGCGCUAUUCGCCAUCACAUUCAUUGUGAAAUUUCCAGACGAAGAAAAGGCCAAACCGUCCUGGGGCUUUCUCAAGCCUCAUGAGCUUGACGUAGUGAUCGAUCGGCUCAAUGCCGAUAGAAACGACGCGACGGCAGAGAAAUUCUCCUGGAAAAAGUUCCUGGAGCCAGCAAAGGACUGGUACAUCUACGCGUUUGCACUCAUCCUGCUCUUCGUCACGACCAUCGCGUAUGGCUUCGCCUUCUUCUUACCCAUCAUUCUGUCCACCAAGCUCAAAUUCAGCAUAGCGAUGAGCCAAUGUCUCGGUGCGCCCCCAUACGCCGCGAGUGGCUUCUUAAUGUACGGUGCGGCGUGGUUCAGCGACAAGUACAAGACGCGAGGUCCCGUGCUGGUGGUCUUGUGCUUGGUUUCACUCAUCGGGUUACCUAUCAUGGGCUUCGCGUCAAACCCUUGGGCGCAAUACGUUGGUGUUUUCAUUACUGUAUCGGGCACCAACUCCGCGAUUCCAAGCGUCAUGGCUUACCAAGCGAACAACAUCCGUGGGCAGUGGCGACGCGCAUUCUGCUCGGCAUCGUUGACGGGUAUUGGGGGGAUUGGCGGCAUCGCCGGUGCUCUCAUCUUCAGGACGGAAGAUGCGCCGUCCUACGUACCGGGGUUUGCUGCGUGUAUGGCGUGCAAUGUUUUGGUCAUUCUGUUGGUUGGCGUCUUGACUUUAUGGUUUCGGAGCGAGAACGCAAAGGCUGAUCGAGGGGAGAAAGUGUUGUUGGAGGACCCUAAUUUCCGCUUCACGAUCUAG